Leptidea sinapis is the source of this 587-nucleotide messenger RNA. RefSeq lists its product as uncharacterized. Bases 3 to 587 code for a protein of 194 amino acids. The transcript has 3 exons. The record is from RefSeq and is a predicted model, not a curated record. Lineage: Eukaryota; Metazoa; Arthropoda; Insecta; Lepidoptera; Pieridae.
UCAUGUGGGCCGGACAGGUUGUUUUAGUACUCUUGGUUCCAUUAAACGCUGAAAUCAGAAGCAGUGUUAUACUUAAUAAAUUGAUAAAUGUGAAACCAGUUGGCGGGAUAGUCUCGAAGAAUUUCGUUCCUCUCACGGAGAUCCCACCACCGAAGAAAGUCCACGUGCAUUCAGGACGGCGGCACCUCGAGGAUGACUGCAGCCCAGCACCAUCGUGGCAUGAUGCGCACGAGGGUGGCAAAGUGGACAUUAUGGGCGAUUAUUAUGAUGAUGGCAUGGCAAAGACGGUAGCCACUGUGGUCAUCCCUGACCACAUAGAUACACAUCAUUUCCAAGUCACCACCCAGGUACCGUACCUUACAUUGGGCACUAUAGAUGCACUUGGCUACCACCCUAGUACUAUCAAGAGCGAACACCCAAGCGAAUGCGAAAAGAUCUACCAGGACCACAUAGCCGAUCAGUACUCCGACGAAAUGACAGACUAUUCCGAGGAGUCACUGGAGAUGGCCAGGAUGCCUCUGUUCCCGACGAACCCAGGAGCCUCCGUCGAGCAACACUUUGCUAAUAUGUACGACGAUAUGCGAUAG